Molecule: messenger RNA, 540 nt
Organism: Paramecium pentaurelia
Lineage: Eukaryota; Ciliophora; Oligohymenophorea; Peniculida; Parameciidae
Source: the annotation of a GenBank genome assembly
AAUGCAAAAAACAAUUCUGAUUAUCUCUCUAAUAAUAGGUCUAACUUACACAGCUACUACAUAUUCAGAUUAAGAUUUGAUGAUAUUGAUGGAAAAAGCACAAAUUAGAGGAGACUACUAAGAUGUUGUUAAUGAAAGAAGUGGAGCAUUAAUUUCAAAUGCUAGAUAGCUAACAUUUUAUGGAGAUCAAUUUAACAAUAGUCCGUUAAGAGAUGCAAUCUAUGAUAUUGCUCCUGGUAGUAAAGGUUACGUUUUAGCUCCAGUAUCAGGAAAAAUUUAACUUGACUUAUUGUAAGAAUAUGAAUUAAAUACUGUUGUUAUAUGGUUUUAUGAUCUUUCAGUAAUUACUUAUAAGUUUAAAGUAACCUUAAUUUACCCAGAUGACACUUCAUAAGAUGUUUACUCUAAUAAUGCAGCAGUAGGUGGAAUUUAUAGAAUCACAUUUGAUGAUAGUUUAGUGAAAUCAAUUUUAAUUGUUGACAUUUCAGGUACUUAACCCUUAUAAGUCAUUAAGAUUUAGGCAUUCUAUGCAUUUUGAUU